UAAACGAGGUUAAAACCAGGGAAUUCUGCCGAGCAAUACACAAGCAAACCAACACUUUAUGCUUCAUGUUUUGAGAUGAUAGAUAUCUAGCUCCAACACCGGAGAGUCUCUCUAACCAGAAAAAGACUCUGAACCACCUCCAAUUAUGCCGAGACUAACCUCAUCACCUCCUCAUAUUCACUUCUUCUACAUCCCGUGUCUGGUCUUCCUCUGCUCCCUCUCCCAUGUUGCAGAGUCUCAAAUCCCGGAUCAAGAACAGCAAGUCCUCUUGAAGCUGAGGCACACCUGGCAAGACCCAUCUUCCCUCGAUAACUGGGUCCCCUCCAAUUCAACCUCCCACUGCACAUGGCCCGAGGUCAACUGCCAAGACGGUUCAAUCACCGAGCUCAAGCUUGCCAACCUGAACAUAAAUUAUCCGAUCCCCCCAUUCAUCUGCGACCUCAACAAUCUGACCAGGCUCGAUCUCUCCAACAACAAUAUUCCUGGAGAGUUUCCCACAGUUCUCUACAACUGUUCCAAGCUCCUGUACCUCGACCUGUCCCAGAAUUACUUCGAAGGUCCAAUUCCAUCUGAUAUCGAUGGCAUGGCCAAUCUUCAGGUCCUGAUUCUCGCCUUCAACAGCUUCUCUUUCGACGUCCCGGCGUCAAUCACGAGGCUGCAGAGGCUGAGGAUCCUUGACCUUCAGCGGUCUGAGUACAACGGCACUUACCCUGAAGAAAUUUUUGGCCUCUCCAUUCUUGAAGAACUGCGCCUCGGGUACAAUGACAAGUUCGUGCCAUCGCAGCUGCCACAGAACUUCACCGCCCUGAAGAAGCUGCGGUUCUUCUCGAUGCCGCAGACGAACCUGUUUGGCAGAAUCCCGGAGACAGUCAGUGAUAUGGAGGCUCUCGAGCACUUGGAUUUGGGGAGAAAUCCACUGACAGGAGAGAUCCCGGGCAGCAUUUUUGCUCUGAGGAACUUGAGCGAGUUGUACGUGGACCAGACUAAUGUGUCUGGGUCGAUCCCUCAGGCAGUCAGCGCCACAAACCUGAGCGUGAUCGAUCUGUCUGCUAAUAAUUUGAUGGGGAACAUACCUGAAGUUUUCGGGAAGCUCAAGAAUCUAUACAGCUUGAAUUUACAGUUCAAUCAAUUGUCAGGCGGAAUCCCGGAAGGUAUUGGGCGUCUUCCCGCUUUGUCUGAUGUCAGGCUGUCCAACAACAAUCUAUCAGGCACGAUCCCCCCGGACUUUGGCAAGUUUUCCCCGCUCAGAAGAUUCGAGGUGUCCUUCAACAACUUGACUGGCGCAUUGCCAAAACAACUGUGCCAUGGCGGCACGCUGUUCGGGUUGGCCGCUAUGGACAACGAUCUCAAUGGGGAGUUGCCGGAGUCACUUGGAAAUUGCAGUACUUUGUCCGUAGCCAUGUUGAACAACAAUGGAUUCACCGGCAAUGUCCCUGGAGGACUCUGGAUGUCACGGAACUUGACAGCUUUGAUCUUGAGUGGUAAUAGAUUAACCGGCGAGCUUCCCCAGGAGCUGUCCCCUAACCUCACUCGGAUCGAGAUGAGCAACAACAAAUUCUUUGGCAAGAUUCCGAGCACGGUGUCUUCGUGGAGGAACAUGGUGGUGUUGGAUGCCAGUAAUAACCUCCUCAGUGGCACGGUUCCAACUGAAUUGACCGAGCUUCCUAAGCUGACGAUGCUUUUGCUCGGUCAGAACGAGCUCUCCGGGAUUCUUCCCACAGACAUCGUUUCAUGGAAAUCCUUGACCACUCUGAAUCUUAGUCACAAUAAGAUCUCGGGACCGAUUCCAAGUGAAAUCGGUCUUCUACCCGUACUCACGCAGUUGGAUCUGUCUGACAACCAACUGUCCGGCUUGAUUCCUCCUGAAAUCGGCCAACUGAAUGUGAACCGUCUCAAUUUAUCAUCCAAUCGCCUCAGUGGACCAAUCCCGGCCAAGUUAGAGAACGCCGCAUAUGACGCCAGUUUCCUGAACAACCCCAGGCUCUGUGCAUCCAAUUCGUUCAUGAGAAUCAAUGUCUGCAACGCCCAAUCCCAUAGAUUGAGCAAGACCAAUCUCACCUUGAUCGUGAUCUUGGCCAUUGCGGCAGCGAUAUGUGUUUUGUUGGUGGUGCUAUUCACGAUCAGAGCUUCCAGAAAGAACAGGGAUUGGUUUGAUUCAACUCCGAAACUGACUUCAUUCCAAAGUUUGAAUUUUGCAGAAUCGAAUAUUCUGUCGGGAUUGAAGGAGGAUAAUGUGAUUGGAAGUGGUGGAUCAGGAAAAGUAUAUCACAUUAUUGUGAAUCCUUCUGGUGACGCCGUCGCUGUGAAAAGGAUUUCAAAUAACCAAAAGUUAAAUGAGAAACUGGAGAAGCAAUUCGUAGCAGAAGUGGAGAUACUUGGGAACAUUAAGCAUCGGCACAUUGUCAAAUUGUUGUGCUGUAUUUCUUGCGAGAAGUCGAAACUCCUAGUGUACGAGUACAUGGAAAAUAGCAGCUUGGACCGUUGGCUUCACAAGAAGAAACGAUCAUCGCCCAUCUCGGGUGUCUCCAACAAUAUGAUCUUGGAUUGGCCCAAAAGGUUGCAGAUUGCGCUCGGAGCAGCUAAAGGACUUUGCUAUAUGCAUAAUGAUUGUUCAUCACCCAUCAUCCACCGAGACGUGAAAUCGAGCAACAUUCUCUUAGACUCAGAGUUCAACGCAAAGAUUGCUGACUUCGGCCUUGCAAGGAUGUUGGCCGAGCCUGGGGAAGCUGUUAGCAUGACAGCCGUUGCUGGUUCUUUCGGCUAUUUGGCACCAGAGUAUGCUCAUACAACAAGAGUCAAUGAGAAGAUCGAUGUCUAUAGCUUUGGGGUGGUUCUCUUGGAACUAACCACUGGGAGAGAGGCUAAUGACGAGGACGAAGACAUGUGCCUCGCUGAUUGGGCAUGGCGUCACAUCCAAGAUGGUAACCUGAUAUCUGACGCAUUAGAUGAGGAGAUCAAGGACGACUCAAACGUAGAUGAAAUAAGCAAUGUUUUCAAGCUCGGGAUCUUUUGCACUGCUACUCUGCCUUCCACGAGGCCUACUAUGAAGGAGGUACUGCAAGUGCUGCUCAAAUGUAGCGAUCCACUGUACAAUGUCGAGAAGAAAUCCAGACACAAGUUUGAUGUCGUCCCACUGCUUGAAAAUUCCAAGCACGAGGAAACGCCACGCAGUGAUUUUCAUGUUCUUGAGUGCAACACUUACUGACUGUUAGCACUAGAACAGUUGCAAGGGCUUAGUGUAGGGCUUUGGACUCCCAACUUUUGGGAAACUUUUCCAACUUGUCCUACAGAGAGACAAGCAUCAAACGAUUUGUCUAACUAUGUAUUAGUGAUCCAUGCCUAAGACUAGUUUCCGAAUGUAUCCUAUAAAAUGUAUAUAAUAUAAGAGAUGGAUAUGUCAAUUUGAGCUAGAUACAUGGACUUCCAAGGAGAUAGUCACUUCAGCAACAAAGUAUGGUACAACGAGACCCAAAGAGACCCAAAUUAUAUGCUCAGAAAAGGGUCACUUUGUCUCGAGGAAUUGUGAAUGAGAGGCCAUGAGAACGGCAGCUCCAAUGCCCGAGUGAUCAUUCGACUGCACAAUAAUUGUGUUCACAGAAACUUCACACUUCAGGUCCCAGCAACUCCCUGCGAGUGGCCUCCGCGCAGCUCCACAAUUUGGUGUAGUGCUCUUACAGCCCUCCAUUUAAUGCUAUAACUGAUCUCUGCUUGUCCCCGUCCCCAAGGGUAUCUCUUCCCAGCUUCUUCAAGAUGCCAGAUAUCCUGGCAGCAGCAAGACGAGAACCUCGAGAGGCAACUAUGUCGCAUAGAUCGACUACAACUUUACUCAUUCUCAAGGAGGUGUCGGAUAUCCAAGGACGGACAAAUGAGCAUUAACUAUAGGGGGGCUCAGCAAUUCCUAAAGUUGGGCACUGAAUUUAGGAAAGUGAAGCAUUAAAUAGGGAUUUAUGGAUUCAGCUUUAGAUAAUUGCAGAUAAGAGAAAACAGAACUAUCUUUCAUUGUUCCAGAA
Molecule: messenger RNA, 4010 nt
Organism: Eucalyptus grandis
Lineage: Eukaryota; Viridiplantae; Streptophyta; Magnoliopsida; Myrtales; Myrtaceae
Product: receptor-like protein kinase 5
Exons: 2
Coding region: 146-3205 (1019 amino acids)
Biological process (GO): protein phosphorylation
Cellular component (GO): plasma membrane
Molecular function (GO): protein kinase activity; protein binding; ATP binding
Source: RefSeq, a predicted model, not a curated record